Molecule: messenger RNA, 2711 nt
Organism: Coffea eugenioides
Lineage: Eukaryota; Viridiplantae; Streptophyta; Magnoliopsida; Gentianales; Rubiaceae
Exons: 12
Coding region: 437-2293 (618 amino acids)
Source: RefSeq, a predicted model, not a curated record
CUGAAGAGCGUAAAAACUACCAAAGGCAGACGCUUCUUGCUUCUUUUACCACCAAAAGCUUAAAGCCUCCUCCACGCUCCCCCCCACUACACCAUUGCUAUCGGCCCAAAAGCUCGUACUCUUAAUUUUCUUCGAGCGUUAUAGUUAGAGUUUACAGAGAAGGCGUCACUGGUCAAAAAGGGACAUCAUUUUUUCUUUUAAUCUGUGCUGUGUGCAGACCAGCUCUGCGCUUUUCAAACAAUCUGAGGGAGUCAUAUAAUUGCGGGUUGGUAACUCUCUAAUUCUGCAGCAAUGCAGGAAGACAAGUGGGGUUUUUGACCCGAAGCUGAAGUUUCCGAAGACCCCUUCUUGGGAUUUUGAGACUACAGAAAAAUUUUUUUUUGGGUCUUCUAAAAGUCCAAUCUUGGGGCCUCUUCUUUGCUCGCUGAGCCUGUAGAUGACUUCUGAAGGGAUUGUUGUUGGUAAUUUACACGGGCUGGGAAUUGCUACCUCUACACACAAACGUUCAAAGAGCUUCCCAGAUAAGAAAGGACUUGGGGAUGAAAACUUGGAUCAUUCUGUUGAAGCCUCUCAUAGUUUGAAAUCGGAUCUGGGGCACUUGGAUGACUGUGUCACGAGCAAGAAGAAGCAAUCAUCCAAUGCUGAAGUCCAAAUUUCUUUGAGACGAGAGAUAAUGCAGCUGGAGAAAAGGUUACAAGACCAAAUGGCAGUUCGAUGUGCCUUGGAGAAAGCUUUGGGUUAUAAAUGUUCCUCCCACAGCGUAGCAACUGACGUCUUAAUGCCUAAGCCAGCCACAGAACUUAUUAAAGAAAUUGCAGUGUUAGAGGUGGAAGUUGGGCAUUUGGAACAAUAUCUUCUUUCACUAUACAGGAAAGCAUUUGAUCAGCAAAUAUCUUCUUUAUCUCCAUCUGCAAAAGAUGAUAGGGUAAAGUCACCCUUGACUACCCCAAGACGAAGGCGGCUAGAGUUUUCAACAUCGGAAAUUACGUCAGAGAAGGCAAAUCUUUCAGCUCAAGAAAAUCAGUUUGUUUCCAAUCCACGGAAAGAAACCAGUUGUUCAGGAGAGGAGAACCCAUCAGAUUCCAAUGUGCAUCGUUGUUAUUCUACGCUAUCUCAAAGCUCAACUCUAUCAACCAAAACUUCUCCUCCUGCAGAGCCAUUGGGAAAAGCUCUGCGAGCUUGUCAUUCUCAACCGUUGUCCAUGACGGAGUACGCACAAAAUGCUUCUUCAAAUGUCAUCAGUUUGGCAGAGCAUCUUGGUACCCGCAUUUCUGAUCAUAUUUCAGAGACACCAAACAAAAUUUCUGAGGAUAUGAUUAAGUGUAUGUCAACAAUAUUUAGCAAGCUUGCUGAUCCACCCCUGACAAAUCACGGCCUCUCAUCUCCCACUUCAUCCUUGUCAUCAAUAAGUGCAUUUUCUCCAAAGGAUCAAUGUGACAUGUGGAGCCCAGGGUUUAGAAAUGACUCAUCGUUCGAUGUUCGAUUGGAUAAUCCUUUCCACGUAGAAGGGUUGAAAGAAUUUAGCGGACCUUACAGCACAAUGGUUGAAGUUCAAUGUAUAUACAGAGAUAAUGAGAAAUUGGGUGACAUUGAACACCUUUUACAAAAUUAUAGAUCUCUUAUUUCAAGAUUAGAAGAAAUAGAGCCCAGAAAGAUGACAAAUGAGGAGAAACUAGCAUUCUGGAUCAACAUACACAAUGCAUUGGUUAUGCAUGCAUUUUUGGCUUACGGGAUCCCACAAAACAAUAUGAAGAGAAUUUUUCUACUACUGAAGGCUGCUUACAACGUUGGAGGUCACAUAGUAAGUGCAGAUGUGAUACAAAAUACAAUCUUGGGAUGUCGAAUGUCACGUCCUGGACAGUGGCUUCGGAUGUUACUCCCUUCAAGAACAAAAUUUAAAGCAGGAGAUGAGCGGCAAGCAUAUGCAAUUGAGCGCACAGAACCACUCCUACAUUUCGCACUUUGUUCUGGGAGCCACUCAGAUCCUGCGGUCCGUGUUUACACCCCCAUUAGAGUAAUUCCAGAGCUGGAAGAAGCGAAAGAGGAAUAUAUUAGGGCUACCUUUGGUGUUAGGAAGGAUCAGAAAAUCGUUUUGCCUAAACUAGUAGAGGCCUUUGCCAAGGACUCAGGUCUGUGUCCUGCUGCAGUGCUGGAAAUGAUCCAAAAGUCUUUACCGGAGUCUCUGAGGAAAAGCAUCAAGAAAUGUCAGCUUGGGAAGUCUCGCAAGUGCAUUGAGUGGGUUGCGCAUAAUUUUGCUUUUCGGUAUCUGAUAAUGAAGGAGCUAGUGAAGUGAAGCUAUUGUUUGAAUAGGCCAACAAUGCACAGUUGAUCAUUGAUUUUCAGAUCCUUAGCAUAGUUUUCUUUUAUCUCAUCAUUUCUAGGUAACAUCCUCAUUAAAGAGGCCUUUCUUUUUCCUUCAUGGCUAGAAUCAAUCAGGAUAGAGGAUGGUUUUACACCGCCCUGUAGUUUGUGUAAUGUGCAUUCAGAGUAUCAGUUGCCUCUAGUAUCCAUCCUAAAAGGCAGUUCCGUCAGUUUGUCCGUGCUUCGGAAGAACUAGUCAGUUUGAUGUUUUGGCUUGUAUAAUUUAAUGUAUAGUAUAUGUAAUUAUGGUGCAAAUACUGGUUAUGGUUCAUCUCCAUGACCCUCAUCACUGCCUGCCUCUGUUUCACAGAGACUCCAGCGUGUGAAAGAAAUCCACUCAUUUCUUGAAA